CAAGCCCCACCCGCGCGGCAACUCGUGUCGCGCGCUUCUUGAAGCAUUGUCCUGGCUGGCAGACAAAAGUUGUAGACCAACACUUGCUUUUGAAGAAGUUUACUGCGGACUUGUGAUGUCUCCCUGCAGCGUUUAGACCGUCCGGGCAGGUUUAUGAGACCCCCGUAAAGGAGCAGCUGCUGACUGACUGUCUGGUUCUUCGCUCGCCGGCUGCCAAGGUGGAGAAGUAUUUGCUCUGCACCCCGUGGGGUUUAAAGUUCUGGCUAUAUUAUUAGCAGGUAGUUAGCCCCGAACCUUCGCUGAUUCAAGUCCGGUAACGAUGGCGGCGGUGUGUCAGCAACGACGUGCCUUGGUGGAAAUACCCGCACCACAGCCUAAAAUUGCAGCUCGGAUGAGAAGGUCCUACUUAGAAAUUCUCAGCGCUCGUUUCGCCCCUGCUCCACUUCCAAGAGGCAGGAACCCAAAGCGAGCUCACUCCUUGGAUUUGUCCUUCGGUGGCGUGUGGGGAGAAAGGAUGGAGGACCAGUGCGGAAAGAUGGAUGAGCAUCCCGCCCAACUGUCUAAGCAGCAGCUUGUGCAGCUAAUCAGAGCACUCAUCUUAGUUGAACAGAGCCAAGAGCCCAGGCUGGUGGCGACGGACCUCAAGUGUCUUCAGGAAGACCUGCAGCUGAAGAAGGCCAACGUUUACAGGUCUAUACCGUACUCGCGGUUCGGCUCCAACAGGGACGCUCACUGCUACAGAAAGGCCUAUCCUCACCUGCUGGCCUUCAAAGUGUCGUGUCAGGAGUGGGGCCAAGUGCUGCUGAGGAACAAGAAGUGGGACGCCGUGUUGGAGCACUCCCUGCUGGCGUGGCGAUACACGGGCGAGUUACCGCAGUGGGACACGGCGCAGCACAACGUGCUGAGAGGACAGUGUUACGGCGUCCUGGCCGCUCACAGCCUCGCUGCUCUGGAGCACUACCGGCCAGAGCCCAGCCGGGGACGGGAACUGCUCAGGAGGUUUAAGACGGCUCAGCUGCAAAGCCAGUUAAUAGUUCCCUGUAUCGAGGAACUGCAAAGGAUUAUGGGAUACACAGAGGACUUUUCCAUGGAUACGAAGUGAUGUGGCGAUCAAGCUCAGCAGCCGGAUUCUGUUCUAUGAAAACAGCUUCAUGCUUGACAUGAAUGAACAAUGUUUUAAUGGGCCAAAAAUGUUCUUUACUUGGUUGAUUAACAAAAUCCACUGCAUUGUUCUCCGAAGGACUGAUGAUAAAUUAGCUUUGCUUUAAAUAGGAGCAUCAGGUUAAAGGUGGGAGUUUACUAUGAGGAGCCUCAAACACCAGUUUCCCAUACAAUUUAGCUUAGCUAAUGUACUGUUGUUGAGCAGCUACAAGCAGGCAGCUGGGAGAUAAAGAAACACAAACUUUGACAAGUGUCUUUAAUUGUAAAAAAAGAAAAAAAACGCAAUUAACACCAAUUUAGUUGCUUUCAUUUUUCAUUGAAAAUCACAUUAACAUAAAUAAGUAAUGCUUUAAUUUGGCAUCUACAUACGUUCUUUUCCAAGUAUUUAAAAUAUACUCCAUUUCAGAGUAUUGAUAUCCAGUUGUUGCAAAGUAGUUUAAAUAAAUAUAUAUUUGUAGAGUUGUUUAGAGAAUAGUUUGUAUUGAAAGCUGAAUUGUUAAAAGAAAUGGCUAUACUUUUUUUUUUUUUUUUUUUUUUCCCUGUGUAUGUGUUGACUUCCUGUUAUUGUUGGGAACCCUUGAACAUGUCGCUGUCUUGUCUGAUUUCCUGUUUGUUGUUUUUUCAUGGGGCGCUUUAUUGCACUGUCAGUGUUUGUCCUGAAAACUUGAACAUUUUUGAUAAAAUUGAUUCUAAUUUAAAUAAAAUUUGUAUUAAUUGCAAAGAAACUUGCCUUUAA
This is a messenger RNA of Fundulus heteroclitus (mummichog), 1897 nucleotides long. RefSeq lists its product as uncharacterized. Lineage: Eukaryota; Metazoa; Chordata; Actinopteri; Cyprinodontiformes; Fundulidae. The transcript has 6 exons. The record is from RefSeq and is a predicted model, not a curated record. Gene Ontology annotation, biological process: nuclear protein quality control by the ubiquitin-proteasome system; proteasome localization. Gene Ontology annotation, cellular component: nucleus. Bases 320 to 1102 code for a protein of 260 amino acids.